AUGAAAAUUAAUACUCAAAAAAAAUCUUCACAUAAUAAAACUGAUAAUUCUAAUAAUUGCAAAACUUUUUAUAAUGCUCAAAAUCUCAAUUAGACUUUGAAUUCAUUUUAAUUCAAGUAUCCUCAAAUUAAAGAAAUAAAUGAAAAUCUAGUAUUCUCUAAUUCUAACUUAGUUUUCGGAAACUACACUUAGUAAAUCAUGAGAAAAGGAUUAUUAAAUAUACAAAAUUCUAAAGAACAAAAGCAUUAGUAAACAUAAAAAGAGUAUAUCAGAAGGAGAGUGAAUACAUCAUACAUUGUUUACCCUAUAGAAAAUAAUCGUAAUCUAACAAGUUAAAAUAUGAAAGAAAAUUAUAAGUAAUCAAGAUUACUUUAUCGUGUUUAAAUCCCUGACACAAUGAAAAUUCCAUUCUUAAACAAAAAAAAUAGACUGAUCAAAGAUUAAUUAAAAUAAUUUUAAAAUCGUUAAUAAAUAUAAUAAGAUGAUAUUAGAAUUGCUAGCAGAAUUUCAUUUCAUACUAAAACAAAAUCUAAUAUAAUUAAAAAAUAAAAUCCAAAUGUUAAUGAAUAAUUACAAAUAAUUGUAGAUGAACAUUAAUCAUCUGAUUUAUCGUUUAUUAAUGGAUGGGAAUGA
This is a messenger RNA of Paramecium pentaurelia, 633 nucleotides long. The record is from the annotation of a GenBank genome assembly. NCBI's taxonomy places the organism in Eukaryota, Ciliophora, Oligohymenophorea, Peniculida, Parameciidae.